CGAAGGUCAUCCACACAAAUCGCUCUAGCUAAAUACCUUGUGACCCCGAAAGCAGGCCGCUGUGACCCCCCACACGCAAGCGCUUCGCACGCCCCAGCGCCCGAGCUUUCUUCCCUAGACCGCUUCCUCGCAACCAACCAAAAAAAGCCAACCAUCAUGAUGCUUACGCGCAAGGCAAUUGCCGGUCCCGGCGUCGUCAGCAGCCGCAGCACCGCCCGCGCCGGCGUGGCUCCUGUGCCGCUGCAGCCGCGCCUGCGCAGCUCCGUGGUCCGCCGCUUCAAGGAGAACAACGAGGAGACGGACCUGGAGAUGCAGCGGCGGCGUGAGAUGGAGGAGGUGCGGCGCCGCCAGGAGGAGGCCAUCAACAAGAUUCGUGACUCGGCCCAGGACGUCGGCAACAGCGCCAAGCAGGAGAUCAAGAAGGACGUGCGGCAGGUGGUGGACACGGUGGAAGCCAGCAGUGCCGGCAAGGGCUACAGCAGCGCAAUACGGGUGCCCAUCUGGAUGCCGGCCUUCACUCGCCGCCGCGAGGUCUUCAUGGGGCGCAUCGCCAUGGUGGCCUUCGCUGUCAGCUGCGGUCUGGAGAUCUUCACUGCCGACCACCUGGGUCCCAUCCGCCAGGUCCAGCUGUGGAGCGGCCUGGACGAGUCCACUGUGGUGGCCCUCAUCAUGGGCAUCAUUGCCUACAACGUGCUGGGAGGUCUGGGGCCCUGGUCGCCCACCUUCGCGCCCGAGAACCUGCGGGAUGUGGCCAGGCGGCCGCGCGGCCCGCCCAGCGACCUGCCCGCCAAGGUUGGCGACUGGCUGGGCAUCAGCGGCUGGGGCUUCACCAAGCGCAACGAGGUGUUCCACGGCCGGCUGGCCAUGAUGGGUUUCCUGUUUGCUUUCAUCAACGAAAUGAAGACCGGCCGCGGCGCACUGGGGCAGGUCGCUGGCUACCUGGGCAUCAUCCCCGACGCCGCCUGGUACAGCGCCUGCCUGAACGGCUUCAUCGUGUUCUCCGCCCUCAUGCUGGGAGCCUCCAUACUGUUCCCUAGCCGCCUGCAGGGUUCCAACGCCUCGGAGGAUGACAUCUACUAAAGCACCGGCGAGCUGUGUGUGCACCAGGGAGUCGUGCGAUGUGUGUCAAGCGGGUCUGCGGUACGGCAUAUGCCUGCUGCACGAUGUGGGUGGUGGUAGCUUAGCCGGCGUAGCUGCCGGUGCAACUUGGUCGGCAUGAACCUGCAUGCUGGUAUUGGUAGUGCAGACUCGAGACGGUUGAGGAAUGGAGGUUCAAAAUGCGCGCAAGGACUGUGAGGAGCUGGCAUCGGAA
Molecule: messenger RNA, 1312 nt
Organism: Chlamydomonas reinhardtii
Lineage: Eukaryota; Viridiplantae; Chlorophyta; Chlorophyceae; Chlamydomonadales; Chlamydomonadaceae
Exons: 10
Coding region: 157-1080 (307 amino acids)
Source: RefSeq, a predicted model, not a curated record